Linum trigynum is the source of this 4096-nucleotide messenger RNA. NCBI's taxonomy places the organism in Eukaryota, Viridiplantae, Streptophyta, Magnoliopsida, Malpighiales, Linaceae. The record is from the annotation of a GenBank genome assembly.
CCCCCUUAUUAUGUCAUCCCCACGCCCAACCAAUUAUGAUUAUUUUUUCCCCAAUCCCCACGAGCCGCUGCAGCAUAGAAAACCCAUCCCUUGUUAUUAUUCCACCAGCGGAAACGAAGAGAGGAGCAGCGCCGCAUCCCUUCGUUAUUAUUCCCCAGCAGUGUUUUGCGAAAAAGGGAAGAAAGGACGAGCAGAGGCAGGUUGUGAGAGGGAAUAGAAGAAUAAAUGAAGAUGAGCAGAGAGGGAAAAGAAUAAGGAUAAAUAAAUAAAUAAAUAAAUAAAGGGAGUGGUUCCUCACAGCACCAUCGCUUCCCUGUUUCCUUCGACCAGCCCAAUCGUGAAAUUGUCCGAAAAAGGAUUGAGGUCUAAGGUGGUUUAAACACCAACCAAUAAAGUAGAUGGGAGAUGACGCGAUGACUAGGCCAAAAUGGUACCCUCCUUAACGACCUGGGGUAUGGGAAUUGAAAAGGAAGAGGAACUAGAAGCUAAGUUGACGUGGAAAUUGAAACGAAAUAUGAGGAAAAAGCUGACGACGACGAAACAGAGGUUCAAGAGAGGAAGCGGCUUAAUGUUUCUUCGUCAAAGAAACUAAGGAACCACCACUUAAGAGGUGAGUGUAAAGGGGAUAAAAUCUACGUCAAUAUCUUUUAGAUUUAUGCAUUUUAUUUCAAGUUAUGCUAGUUAAUUUUUGAGUAAUGCGCGAUAUGUGUGUGAGGUAUCCCACCGCCUACUUAAGGUGGAGGCACACAUUGUGCUAUGUAUGAAUGUAUGGAUGUAUGCUUGUAAUAGUUGAUUAAUGGUAAAGUGAACCCGCGGCCGGUUGGGCCACUACUGGACGCGGUAGAUGGUCGGGGCACUUCAGGACAGCAAGACGUAACGCAGCAGUUGAUCGAGUAUGUUUGGGUCACUACUGGACGGCGAGACGUAACACAGUAGUUGACCGGGCAUGUACUAGAUGGCGAGACGUAACGGAGUGCCAUUGCCGAGUUUGGGUAUGCAAUCGGACGACGAUACGUAACGCGAUGAUUCCCCAGUAAGUAUUUAAGUUAAGGAUAGAAGUAACGAACUUCUAUGAGUUCAGGAUAGAAGUAGAGAGCUUCAAUAAGCUAGUUGAAAGGAUGAUUAUGUAAGAGCAGAAAGCGAGAACGCGUUUCGUACUAGAAAUGAAACUCUAAUAACGUGUUUAGUAGGGAGCUUGCCUAGGGCAAAGACCUUAGGAAGUAACGAUGAGACUGACCCCUUCUCACUCAGUAGGUCGAGAAAGGGUUAGCAGAGGUGGCCUUCGAGAAUAGGCAAAGCGACGUGGGAAGCCGCUCCAAAGUAGACAAGAUCGAGGGGAGCUCAACGAGGAGUUAGUGUUAUAGUUAUUUCUUUAUUUUUGUUCAUGAUCAUGAGUAUAUAUACUGGAGAUUCGGGAUUUUGAGUUUGGGUGGUUUUGUUUGCCACGGAUUUGGGUCGCCCAACUAUUUAGGGCUUUUCAUUUGAAUAUCUUGUGGAAAAAUACUAGGAUUUACUUGUUUUAUUGAAGUUUUUGAACAUUAUUUUGGUCGGAUCUGGAGCCAUGAGUAUUUUGGUUUGUUUAAAAGUACCGGGACGUUACAUAUAGUGACAUUCACUAAGGAUACUUGUGCUAAGAUCCUUUGUUUAAGCUUAUUCGUACAUCAAGCACAAGCAUAUUUUUUGAGAAUGUCAUGUUUUACCAUACCGAGUCUUCCCCUUCUAGUUUCUCCACCAACAUUACUCCUCCCACGUUUGAUGAUGACUAUGAUGAUACUCUCUUUCCCCCACUGGAUCCGCCUGAUCCGUCCUUUCCUGGUUUGUCUCCCACUCCAUCGACUACUACUCCUACAUCUUCUGCAUCACCGACAUCACCCACUCCAUCUAGUUCUGGCCCCAACUCCUCUACUGCCUCGAGUUCAUCUCCAGGUUCCAGCUCGUCUUCACGCGCCGCCAGCUCCCCCCCACAAGCCAACAUUCCCGCUCCACGUCGAUCUGAUUGGGUAACGGAGGGCAUUCCUCCGCCCAAAUUCCAUGAUUACGUGGCCCAUGGAGUAGAUUCAUUUAUUGUUCCCACUCGCUAUCACCAAGCUAAGGGUCAUCCUUUGUGGGAGGCAGCUAUGUGAUGCGAACUUAAAGCUCUUCAUGCGAGUAAUACAUGGACACUUGUUCCACAUCCAUCAUCUUCUUCUUUGGUUGUUGGUUGUUGCUGGGUUUACACAGUUAAGAUGAAUCCGGAUGGUACAAUGGAUCGGUAUGAGGCUCGAUUGGUUGCCCAGGGCUUCACUCAGGAAUAUGGGAUUGAUUACAAUGAGACAUUUGUGCCAGUUGCUAAAAUGUCUACGGUUCGUACAUCAUUGUCUGUUGCUUCACUCCAGCAGUGGUCGUUAUCUAUAUGGAAAAACCUCCUAGUUACUCUCUCGGUUCUUUACUCGUCUCAAAUAUCACAACAAAAUUCUACCUAAGGCCCACUUAUAAACCUUAGAUGAGUGUAAUACAGGGCAAGUAUGUUUAAGUAUCAACCCAGGCUGGUCCAUGUACCCCUACUUCCAUUGUUUGAAACAUUACCAAGCAGAUUGGCUUUUGGUUGAAAUCUAUGAGGUUUAAAUGAAAACAAAGCAAAGGUAAAUGGUUUGAAAGCUCUAGAUGAGAAGGAUCACUCGGGUUUCGCUUCCCCCUAACUACUACCAUAGCACGUGGACUCGAAUGGGAUGUUAUGGGCAAGGCAAUCGUGAACCGCUAGGAGGUGCAACUAUGGUCGAAAACCACACUCUCAAUUACCAAACCAAGGGAUACAUUAUAGGCUACUAGAGUAGCCCUCUUGUCUAAGGCAAUUGAGGGUUGACUUACCUUCUCCCUCAAACCGAUGGUCGAAUGGCUUAAUCACGAUUAACCUAGUCAAUUAAUUCAAGAUAGAGGUUUUCCCUACAUUAACCUAGGUAGGUGGCUUGAAAAGCCCAAGGAAUCCCAACUCAAUUAAGCCUCUUUUGGAAAGGGGGUGUUUCCCGUCUAACCUAGGUUAGAAUGGCCAAUAAGAUUGCUAAGCACAAACAUGCACAAUCAUCAUGAAAAAUACCUCAAUCAUUAAAUUAAACAACACCCAUGAACAAUCAUUCAAUUCACAAUACAACUACAUGGCUAAUAGUUAGGGUUUCACAACACCCAAGUGAAAAAGGAAACUAAUUCAUGCUAGAAAGGGGAAGAACACAAAAGAAAGAAGUAGAAACCAUCAUGGUGAUGCCUCCACUCUCCUUUGAUCUUGUGUUGAUCUUCUCUUGAGGAGAUUCUUCCUAAUUCACCACUUGGAGCAAACCCUAGCCUCCUUUCUUCUUUGGUUCGUCCUUUCUCUGUCUAAAAUAUGAAGAAGAAGGUGCUAUCUCACUCUUGGGAUCUCCCUCACUCUUCAUUUCAGCUCACGUUUUAUACUGGGAUCGGGCUCAAUUCACGGCCGUGAACUCUUCAACGCGUCCGUGAACUCUGAUUGUUGUGUCGAAACGCACCGCUUCACUCACAUGAGUUCACGGUUUGCACUCAAAGUUCAUGGUCUUGUUGACUGUGAACUCACUUGGCGUCAAUAACUUCAGAAAUCGCCCUGGACGCUUCGCCGUUCACGAUUUAUGAGACAGUGAUUUCUAAUGUAAAACCGUGGACAUGGCCUGAAUCACCCUCUUUGCCCGAUCUUUGCCCCUUUUCUUCCAACUUUCAACUCCGGGGCUAGUUUCACCUGUUAGAUCCUGAAACACACUGAAACACACAAAACCUAGCGUAAAACCGACCUUUUAGGAUUUCAAAUGCCACAAACACCCAAGGGAAACAGGGAUAAAAUGUGUACAAUUAGGCCCGAAUCACUCCCGCAAGCAAACCAUUUCACACGAGUUCCCAAGGAAACCAUUUCACACAAGGUAAUAUCUCAACCUAUCAAAAUGCUUUGGGGACAAAACAAAGGGCACAAAGUGGCGAAUCUCAAAUGUCUAUUGGAAAUUAACACAAGGACCGUUGCAAGCAAUACCGAUAUCCACCACAAACGAAAUUCGAGGCUACUAGAAACAGGCAAAUUAAAAGUUCUCACCUUGUUCAUGAAUCAAUGCAAGUUUCAAAU